This is a messenger RNA of Owenia fusiformis, 2344 nucleotides long. The record is from the annotation of a GenBank genome assembly. NCBI's taxonomy places the organism in Eukaryota, Metazoa, Annelida, Polychaeta, Sabellida, Oweniidae.
AGAGAACAGAUAAAAAUGGAGCAAAAUAUCAUUAUGAUCCCUGAUUUUGCCACAUAGAACUACUUAACAUAUUAUAUAGUUACAAUUUAUCUAAACAUGAAUAUCUGAAAUAUAUUCUGGCGCAUUUUUGAUGGUUUUAGCAGUAGAGUUUAUGUGUAAUUUAUGAUUGAAAAUGGAUGCUAAAAUUCUUGCUCCUCAGCCAAGUCCAUGGAGGGGAUAUGGUGGAUUGGCCCCAACCAUGAACAGUGUUGAGUUUGAUAAACAGUUAGAUAGAAUCUCACAUUGGCUGGAACAAUGGGAUCAUUACAUGCGUUGCAACAUUCUCGAAGGCCUUCUCCACCGGAGUAAUCUAAACCAAAUACAAUUCCUAUGGACAGUUGUCCAACCAGCAUUACACCGGGACUUUAUGUAUACUGCCAAAAAAGAAUUCCCUUCACAAACUUUUCAACCUGUUAGUACAUACACAAGUCGGGAAGUGAAAGAAAAGGCUUCAAGACUAAGACAGUUAGAUCACUUUCAUAGAGUUAAGUCAGCCCAUGUGCAGCAUGUAAUGCAAGUUAAAAAUGCUGUCAAGGAACCUACCCUUCCAGAUAUUCUCACAAUGCAAUCAAAGGAAAAAACAAAAGUAAAAUCUCAACACAGUAAGGAUCAUGGUUCAAGUCUUCCACAUUUACCUGGAACUAUUGGCCCCAAUGGUGAUGCCACACAGGCUCCAAUUACUGCAGCCCUCUUCCUUGGUACAGACACAUGCAGUAGCUGGCAGGCUAUAAAAAGUGCCCCACCCUAUCUAAGAUUUGUUGACAUGCCAGUAAGAAGACACAUACAAGAUCAACAGAAUGAAUUGCCAAGUCAGUUCUCAAUUACAGACUCUCAAAGCUUCAGGAACCAGCCCUCUGUGGAUCUGAGCCAGAGUUUAAGAUAUAGGAAACAGAAAAAACAAAACCUCCAUAGAAGAAGCAGAUCAGACAGUCUUCCCACAAAUUCUAAACUUCCUGAAGAAGCUUGGAGGCUUUAUCAUUGGUACACAGAUCAGUGGACGGAUGUAAGAAGAAAUGAGUUCUGGACUAGAACUCUCCUGAAACUUGACCCUCGACAGCAUUACUUCUUAUCAAGCUUCCUUUGUGUGAAACAAUACAGAGAUUUCAUAGCAUUACUACCAACACAUUUGGCUCUACACAUACUCAGCUUCCUCUCUCCAGUUGAGCUAGUCAAUGCCAGCAGGGUGAGCAAGACCUGGGCAAGAGUAUCAGAUGACAAUGAACUUUGGGCGUCAAAGUGUGAUGAAGUUGAACUAGAGAUACCAAUCAGUGGUAACCCAGACUGGAAAAGGAUCUUUAAGGAGAAUAUGUACCUCAAAUUGAACUGGGAGAUGGGAAGAUGCAGGAUCUUAGAUAUAAAGGGACACACUCAUAAUGUCCUUUCUGUAACAUUUGACAAAAAGCGACUUGCCAGUGGAAGUUUGGACAGAACCAUCAAGAUCUGGGACAUUAAGACUGGAGCCUGUCUGCAGACACUCAAGGGCCACAACAAGGGCAUAUGGUGCCUUAAGUUCUUCACUAAGAACCUGCUCAUUAGUGGCUGCAAUGAUGGGACUAUCAAGGUGUGGAACCUGAGAUCUGGAACGUGUGCAAGAACUUUAUUAGGACAUGAAGGGCCUGUAUGGGCAAUGGCAAGACGUGGGAAUACACUUGUGUCAGCUUCACAGGAUAGAACAGGCAAGAUAUGGGAUAUCAGUAGAUGUAUGUUACUAUGGACACUUAAGGGCCACAAUGCCGCUGUGUUCACAUGCGACAUCAGUGAGGAUGGAGCUUUAGCCAUAACAGGCUCAGCAGAUAGAAGUAUAAGGAUCUGGGAAGUAGAGACAGGCAAGCUGAAAAAGGUGAUCUGGGCCAGUACUACAACCUCAAUAAUGUCUGUCAGCUAUUAUAAAGGAUAUAUAGCCUGUACAUAUGGGGAGACCAUCUGUUUCUACAAAACCAAUGCCAAGAAGGCAGUCCUGCUAAAGACCUAUAAGGAACAUACUAAAAGGAUUGAAACUGUGCAACUGAAGAUGAGUAAUCUUUCAAAGGAUGAAGGGAUGAUCGUAUCUGCAGGAAAGGAUGGCCUGGUCAAAUACUGGGACACUACACAAGAUGCCUCCAUGCAGACAUUCAAAGGCCACCAUGGACAAGUGAAUGCAAUAACAUUUGAUGAAUUAAGAAUCGCAAGUGCUUCAUAUGACAAUAAGAUCAAAGUAUGGGACUUUAACAUCUAGAAAUCUAAAAUGCCAGGUACAAAUCAUUUAAGUUACCAUGUGGGUUUGUUGAGGCAUUGCAUAUGUAACAUGCAGUUGGCUGGACUAUUU